Molecule: messenger RNA, 732 nt
Organism: Paramuricea clavata
Lineage: Eukaryota; Metazoa; Cnidaria; Anthozoa; Malacalcyonacea; Plexauridae
Source: the annotation of a GenBank genome assembly
AUGCGACUCUCCUACGGAACGUAUGUGACUAUCUGGAAGUUAAUGAAAGAAUGGCCUAACUGUGCCUUUAUAUCGAUUGAUCAAGAAAAAGCGUUUGAUUAUGUUGACUGGGGCUUUUUAGACAGAAUUUUAGGUACUAUGAACUUUGGUCCACAAUUUCGAUCAUACAUUAAAAGUAUUUAUCAUGACAUUCGGAGUGCUAUAAUAUCCGAUGGUUAUGUUUCAGAGUCUUCUCACGUGCAACGAGGUGUACGACAAGGGUGCCCGCUAUCUCCAUUGUUGUUUGUCAUAGUGGCGGAAGUGUUUGGACAAGCGAUUCGAAAGUGCUCAGAAAUACAAGGAUUGCGUGUGCCUGGAGGGAAGGAAGUGAAAAUAUCACAAUAUGCUGAUGACAACACCUGUAUUGUUACCAAUUCAUAUGGUCUUGUUAAAGUCAUUGAUGUCUUUAAUGAAUAUGGUCGAGCAUCCGGAGCGAGGCUUAAUACAACGAAAUCAAAGGGUCUUUGGCUCGGUAGGUGGCGUUCUCGUACUGAUUCACCCUGUGGUCUAACGUGGGUUAACACGAGCCUAAAAAUUGUUGGUAUUUACUUUGGUUCCGAAAACGCAAAGAUCCAAUCAUGGGAAGAGGUUACUGCCAAAUUCAAGGGAAUAUUGAAGAAAUGGGAACCACGGUAUCUGACGUUAGGAGGGAAAAUGACGGUGAUCGGGAGUUUGGUGGCUUCGACGCUUUAG